CGCAGCUUCGCCCCUCCCUGCGAAAAAUCGAUGAGACGCAGGGCCAAGUUGAAGCGAUGGCGGCCUAUCCCGAGAGCUGCGUGGACGCCACUGUGCUGGACUUCGUCGCAGACCUGUCCCUGGCCUCCCCGAGACACCCUCUCCUUUGCGACUUUUCGCCCGGCGUCCCCUUUGGGGACCCGGCCCUUGAGCUCCGAGAGGGAAGGCCCAGGAGGCUGGCGCAGUUUGAGGAGGGGACCCCGGAAGAAGAGGAUUGCGAAGUAGAUGAAGGGGAUGGGGACGAAGAGGAGGAGGAAGAGGAGGGACGCGGGAGAGGACCCUCGGUACUAGGCCGCCCCAAGAGGAAAAGGGUGAUCACCUAUGCCCAGCGCCAGGCCGCCAACAUCCGCGAGAGAAAGCGGAUGUUCAACCUCAACGAAGCCUUUGACCAGCUGCGGAGGAAGGUGCCCACUUUUGCUUACGAGAAGAGGCUGUCUCGGAUCGAGACCCUACGCCUGGCCAUCGUCUACAUCUCCUUCAUGACUGAGCUCUUGGAGAGCUGCGAGAAGAAGGAAACCGGCUGAGCCGGGUGGGAUGGGGGUCAUCAGCCCCCUCCUCGCCUGAGCGCGCGUGGGUCUGGGGUGUUUCAGGACCCAGCAGUGAGUGUCGCUGAAAGGCAAGUAGGGACGCCCCAAGACAGAACGGCUGACCUUCCGAAGAUCGGGUUUCAGUAUUGUAAAAUCCCCACAGCCCUCGGGAAGUGUGGCAGCUGUAGAGUUAAUAUAUAUGCGGUCGCCCUCAAAGGAAUGGAGAUUAGGGGCCAGAGGGCUGUUAACUAGGAGUCUGGACUGUGUGAGGCUCAAACUCAGCAUCUUCUGAGGGCUGAGUGGGUGGAAAGUUCAUCUUCUCAACGACAGAGUUCAGAGCUUCUAUGGAGUACAAUCUUUCCUCCUUCUUUUUUUUUUAAUAGAAAUUAAAAAAAUCUCACUUUUUAUUUUUUUUUUAAAUUUUUUUUUAAGACUCAAGAGUCGGGACUGAACCAUCCCCUACAGGAGGUCCUGUCUGGCUUGUGCUGGUGGGCACAGAACCACUAGGGGUGCGAUGGUGCUGAGUUUUCUGAUUAGUCAAGGGGCUCUCGACCUCCCAUGGGGUGGACAACGUGCAACAAGUGCACCAACCUCUGAGAAAGAAUCAUUCUCUCUCCUCUCUCCUCUCUCUUCAUUCGCCCUUCUCCCUCCCGUCUCCACCUGAUUUGGGUGAUCCGCGAUGAGCUGCCAUUCUGAUAUUCCCAGAGAGACCUUAGCUCGUAGCAAGGCAGCACGUAGCCAGAUCACAGUGGCAUUUACGCUGCGCCUUAGCUCGCGUACAAAUCGCCGCGUUGGCAGAAACAAUAACCUUCUUUAUGACACUUCCGGCCCUGCUUGAGAGAGGUGGGCUGGCGGUACUUCUGGCCCUAAAGCUCGGGACUCUGCCAGACCUGUAGGAGGCCCUGAGCGCGCCCACGCCCUAACCGCCCUUGCGCUUCCAACUUUCGCUGCACUCAAGGGGCCUGGGUCUUUCUAGGAGCUACGAUGCCCCAACGAGUUUAAAAAUCUUCAGCUGUCUGGAAAGGGGAUUGCUUUCAUUUUAAGGGUAUCCAGGGAGGCGAAUAGUUAAAGGAGGAGAUACAUUUUGACACUGCAAAAUGCUUGCGAUGGAAAAGAGGUUGAAGAAGGUUCACUGCUGAGAGGCGCCUCCAGUUGAACCCUUUGUCACUCCACAAUUCCUUCUUUGUGAUUUGCUAGCACCUGAACUGGGGGUUUUAAGAAAGGAGAGGUUAAGUGAAGAGAGGAACUGGAGCAAUGAUGCCGGGUUAACUGUAAAUUCACUGCUCCUAAAGAAUAAACCCCCCAAUGGUUAUUCUAGCACUUCUUUUUGCCUUUCAUUGUGCAUAGGCAUAUUCAGGUGUGGAAGCACACAUAGACAAUUCUCUAUCACACUUUUAAGAUGCUUCAUAUAAUAGAAUUCGUGUUAUGAAGCUGCAACAUAAUACGUGUUCUGGAAAGUUUGUGAAACAAAAGUUCAAAAAAGAAAAUUUGAAUCACCCCACACUAAAACACUGUUAGUAUUUUCAUCUGUUUUCUGUCAGUGUCUCUCUCCCUCCCUCCUCCGGCCUUCCCCCUCCCCUUUGCCCCCCCCCCUUCCAAUGUACUUAUAGAUUCAAUGCAUUUAACAAAUUUUGGAUACUGACUUUAUUUUCACCUGGCAUUAUAGAAUGAACACUUUCCCCUUGACUUUAUUAUUCAAAAAUGAUUUUGAUUACUGUAUUUUAUUGUCAUGUGGAUGUAUCACAACUUAAUCCAAAUCCUUUACAGUUGGUUACAGUUGGGUAUGGAAGACAUUUCCUUUCAAAAAGUACAUUAUGCCACAAAAAGCGUUCCUAUAAAUGCUUCUUCUUUAUAAUUUUCUAAUAUUAGAUUCCUAGAGCUGAAAUCUCUGGGUAAAAUGAACGUAUAGGUUUGUGAACACAAAUGGCCAGAUUUGCUUUUGCCAGUUCACACUCCAUCCCACUAGCACAACAAGGAUUUGUCCUGUCCCCCAACCACUUUGUCAAUACUUAGAGCCCUUGAAACUUUUCCCAGUUCUCCUUUACAUGGGAACUGGAUUAGUUCUGAAAUGAGCCCUUUCACCCCCCCCUUUUUUUUUCAACUCUCUCUUUCCACUAGGAUUCUUUCCACCUCUGCUAUAAACAUAUCGGAACAAACAGGUAAGAGAAAAAAAUAUAAACACUAAAUUAACCAAACAAUAACAAAACCAGGAAAUUAAUUAUUUUCUAAUUCUCUAUCUCUAGCACUUUCAUUAAGAUAAACUGAGAUUUGGAAAAUGACCUAUUUAUCUGUUUUAUGAAGUAAAAUUAUUUGUUAUCCUCUUCUUUCUCUAGACAACGUUUUAGUUACCUAGAUGAUUAUAUUCGUAUCUUUUAAGAUACAUUUAAAAUUACUCAUAUUGAUACAUGAAACAAAAAUAGUUAUUUCCUCAUAAUCUCUAGUGGCUCCAUCAAAACCCCACAUUAAUUUACCCAGUUGUCUAUUCGUUCAAUCAAGUGUUGACUUUUUAUAGAUAGUGUGGAUGGUUUCAAAAUUGAAAAAGCCUUCCUUCAAGUUCUUCUGGAAAUUAAGCAUCAUUUUUUGAAUAUCUGCAAAUGUUGAAUAAGUAAAAAGAUAUGGGGAUUCAAUUCUUGGAGUCCUUAACAUUUUGUUGGAAGAACCAGUCUUGAAAAUCAGAAAUAACACAGAACUAGGUAGACAAGGGACCAAGCAUCACUGGGUCCCGAAAAGUAAAUACAGCCAUUCAUUUUCCUUAUUCCUCUUCCUCAUAUUUCAUCUUACUGUUAUGAUCUGAGUAAGCACAUAAUAUUCCUAUAGUGAAUGCCUCUUCAGCAUAGUAAAUAAUAUCUAAUGAAUUUCUAAAUGGAAAGCUAUUACUCUAUUAUCUUUGUUGUCAUUAAAAAAAAUUACAUUCACUGUUCUUAUAACUGUUAGAUUUUUACAAAUUCUUUGCUUUUUGUAAGUUUUUACAUGUCCCAGAAUGUGAUGUCUUUUAAGUCAUUAUCAUAAUCAUUCUACCACUAAAAUGAUUUGAAGCCUAGUAAGGAUCAGAAACACAGAGAAAUUAAUUGAUUUUUAUUAUUUACACCAAAUCAUCAAUAGAAAUAGAAUGAAAUGAUCCACAUCCCAACAUUAAAUCUGAUGCACCACCAUAUUUUCACACAACUUUUGUAACUAGUGUUUUGUUUUAGUUCUCCCCAUGUUAGGUCCAUGUAAUCAGUGUACUUUGUAAUAAAAACCUUUUUUUAUAAUACAGCACAUGCUAAGUUAAAAUUGGUUGUUGGUUUACUCUUUAUAAUUAUUUUAGUCAAUAUUGAUGGAAACAUCAGUAUACAUUGACUUUUUAAUAAUUUCUACCAUUUUUUAAUCCUAAUGGUGUCAGUUACUUUAAAAGAUUAUGAUAAUUGAUUCUUGAAAUCUCAAAGUUACUUGAACAUUUAGAAUCUACAUUUUUAGAUGUUGCUUGGAGGCAAUUUAUUCUCU
Ictidomys tridecemlineatus (thirteen-lined ground squirrel) is the source of this 4049-nucleotide messenger RNA. RefSeq names its product Fer3 like bHLH transcription factor (gene Ferd3l). Lineage: Eukaryota; Metazoa; Chordata; Mammalia; Rodentia; Sciuridae. Gene Ontology annotation, biological process: regulation of transcription by RNA polymerase II; developmental process. Gene Ontology annotation, molecular function: protein dimerization activity; DNA-binding transcription factor activity, RNA polymerase II-specific; RNA polymerase II transcription regulatory region sequence-specific DNA binding. The record is from RefSeq and is a predicted model, not a curated record.